AUCAUAUUUUGUCGUAUAGCAACUGUACCGAGUCAAACACUACCAUGUUUUCUCGCAUCCUAAAACCAGGCCUGGUUUUAUGUAGGAGUGUGACCACUACCGCACGCCUUCGUUACAAGGAUCCCAUUCAUCAGAUUUUCCUGGACAAGGUGCGUGAGUAUCGGCUGAAGAGUCCCAAGGGAAAGCCCAUAGAUCCUGGUCCAGAAUACGAGGCGGAACUGAAGGAAGCCCUUGAGCGCCUGGCUCUUCAGUACGGCGGCGGUGAGGGCGUGGAUAUGUUGGAGUUUCCCAUAUUCAAAAUGCCCGAUUUGGAUAUUGAUCCUAUUUCGAUUCAGGAUCUACCUGAGAACAACCCAAAGCCAGAAAAAGCGGGUAAAGACAAGGAAGCAAAGGCCAAGGAUAAUAAAGCGGAAAAGAAAGGGAAAGGCACGGAUGACAAGAAAGUUAAUGAAACAAAGGGCAAGGAUGAAAAGGACAAGAAAAAGUAGAUCCUGACGGAAAUAAUCGUUUUACGCCUUUUUAAAAUUUUUGCAUAGUUUAAUAGCUUUGCAUUGCAUUACAAAUUAUUAAAUAUUUAUA
Molecule: messenger RNA, 579 nt
Organism: Drosophila erecta
Lineage: Eukaryota; Metazoa; Arthropoda; Insecta; Diptera; Drosophilidae
Gene: ATPsynCF6L
Product: ATP synthase-coupling factor 6, mitochondrial
Exons: 2
Coding region: 45-488 (147 amino acids)
Biological process (GO): proton motive force-driven ATP synthesis
Molecular function (GO): proton transmembrane transporter activity
Source: RefSeq, a predicted model, not a curated record